This is a messenger RNA of Plasmodium knowlesi strain H, 357 nucleotides long. Its product is annotated as 40S ribosomal protein S20e, putative. Gene Ontology annotation, cellular component: cytosolic small ribosomal subunit; ribosome. The record is from RefSeq and is a predicted model, not a curated record. The transcript is spliced from 2 exons. Bases 1 to 357 code for a protein of 118 amino acids. Gene Ontology annotation, biological process: translation. Gene Ontology annotation, molecular function: structural constituent of ribosome. Lineage: Eukaryota; Apicomplexa; Aconoidasida; Haemosporida; Plasmodiidae.
AUGAGUAAAUUGAUGAAAGGAGCCGUUGAAAGCGAGAAGUUUAGACUUCGUCGCAUUCGUAUUGCUUUAACCUCCAAAAGUUUGAGGGCCAUAGAGAAAGUAUGCAGCGACAUCAUGAAGGGCGCGAAGGAGAAGAACCUAAACGUGUCCGGACCGGUGAGGCUACCAGUAAAAACGCUGAGAAUAACGACGAGAAAAUCCCCCUGCGGUGAGGGUACCAACACAUGGGAUAGAUUCGAACUAAGAAUUUAUAAAAGACUGAUUGAUUUAUAUUCACAAUGUGAGGUUGUUACACAGAUGACUUCCAUCAACAUUGACCCUGGGGUUGAGGUUGAAGUUAUUAUAACAGAUUCGUAA